UUAUGUCUCGUCGCUCUCAUGAUCGAACGCUGGAGAUGCUGCCACACAGCUGACCUAUGUCACAGAGGUCUGUGAGGCUGGAGCUGGAGGGCAACAAGAAAGGACCCGAACGUGACAAGAACGGGAAGCUCAUAGUGCCAUCCACGACCAGCCCGUCACACCAUCUUUUUUUCCGAUGGGAUGAACCAGGUGAAGCUGAUAGAGCCGAUGAUGGAGCCCCAGUCUUCCUUUGCGAGAUACCCAUUGCACAACGGACCCUGCAACUUGUUCGUCAGCUUCCCUAUGGCUCCUCCUUCUCGGAUUGGGGUCCCAUGGUUGCUAUUUGCGACUAUGUCAUGGAAGUGCAUCGCCAGCUCCUGAGGAGUGGCAAACGAGUUGUGGAGCUUGGCUGCGGCGUUGGUCUGCCGGCACUCGUUUGUGCAUCGAUGGGUGCCCGAGUUCUGGCCACGGAUCUUCCAUCUGCUUUGCAGGACUUGGAAAAGAAUGGCGCUGCCAACGGAUGGCCUCAAAAGAUUUGGAGAGUUGUAGGUGGCGGCUCAGAAGGUGUGCCUGUGAGCAAGGAGCGUGGUGGCAAGAUAGAGAAGGAGCGCUUGUCACAAGGUGCUUUGGUGGAGGAGUUGGAACUGAAGCAAGACAUGAAUUUGAUGUAUUAUCGUCGGAUGACUGGGACUGGUCCAAAAGAAGGGUGGGUUCAGCUCGUGCGGCCCAAUGGCAUCAAGCCACUUCUCAUCAAAACCGAGCUGCGCCCGCCACGGCGCAAGGCGCAAGGCAAAGACAUGGGCAACGGUUCGCUGAUCGUCACAUCUUUGCGCUGGAACGGUGAUGAAGCGCUGAAACUCAUGAGUCGAGCGGAUGAGCUGGAGGAUGCAGCUGAAGCCCUUCAGCUUGAACAUAGCAAGGUUGUUCCAGAACAGCCCAAACUGCGAUCCGACGACUUCAUCAUGUUGCCUGGGACGAUAGUCCGACCCGAGGGCUUCCCAAAGCUGGCCGAUUUGGUGAUUUGUUCGGAUUGUGUUUGCGAACCUGCGUAUGGUGAGACCUGGGAGCAGCUUGUAGAGGUCCUCGAGAAGAUCUUGGCUCCAGAUGGCUCAGUGCUGAUUUCCUUGAGGAGGCGCAGCCACGAUGGCAUAGAGAACUUCGUGAUGCGCUUGGGAAGGAAUUUGCGCUUUCAACGCUAUCGCUACCGAAAGUCUGACCCGGCCAAUGCAGAUGGUGUGGAUUUGAUUUGCGCGUCUUGGCCCAGCAAGAACGAGCAGUUCGAGCAAUCAGUGGAUUCGCCAAGAAAUCCACGCGAGUCGCAAUAUGCGCUGCGUGCAGAAAGCUUUGAGUUACUGCCUGGGAGCCUGGAAAAUCUGGACGAAUCAUGUCCACCAUUUGAAGGGCGAAAAUUCUUGAAGAAAUGAACUAGUGCUUUAACUUACUAAGAUUUACUAAGUCUUUCUUGUCGAUGAAAGGCAGAAGUGCUACAUACAAAGUUGUCAGGGCACUAUGUGAGGCAAUUUGGCCCAAUCCUGCGCAGAACUGUGCGCAACUGUGUCAUGUUGCUGAAGAUAAUGUACCAGGUUGUCUAGCUGCAUUGAAUAAGAUGCGGUAGAGUUUUCAGAGAACCUGGAGCAAAAGGAAA
Messenger RNA from Cladocopium goreaui, 1624 nucleotides. The record is from the annotation of a GenBank genome assembly. NCBI's taxonomy places the organism in Eukaryota, Dinophyceae, Suessiales, Symbiodiniaceae.